Messenger RNA from Aaosphaeria arxii CBS 175.79, 1201 nucleotides. RefSeq lists its product as uncharacterized. The transcript is spliced from 2 exons. The record is from RefSeq and is a predicted model, not a curated record. Gene Ontology annotation, molecular function: acyltransferase activity, transferring groups other than amino-acyl groups. The coding region runs from base 196 to 987 and encodes 263 amino acids. Lineage: Eukaryota; Fungi; Ascomycota; Dothideomycetes; Pleosporales.
GCUAAAUUCCGGACAAAUAACGACCAAGUCAAUCUUGACGGACAUAGAAAAAGAACAAUUCCUCAAUUCCGAUAACACUUGGACUUCCAAUCCUGCUGGUACCUUGACCUCAAAACACAAUCCCAUCUGGACCUUCAACAACACCAUCCACCACAUAACAAACACCACCAAACCCCAACAUCACCACCACACAAUAUGGCAUCACAACCCUCCGCACCCUCCAACCCCAAACCCGCCCACAAGAUCUCCCCUCUCCUCCCAUCAGAAGCCCACCUCUACCAAUCCAUCCGGCACGAAACCUUCAAACCCACCAUCAACAAGCUCCUCUACUCUUCCCCCCCUUCCACAACCACCCUCCAAAAAGUCAUCUCCGACACCGUCCUCGAAAUCACCGACGCCACCAAGGGCUGGCUCUACAUGUCAUGCCGCGACUCCUCCACGUCCGCCAUGAUCGCUGGCGCCCGCUGGCGGUACGUCGGCCCAUCCUCGAUCCUCACCCAGGAAUCCGCCUCCCCAACCCUCGACCGCUUCUCCCUCCCCUUCACCGUCCCCACACACGCUAUCCCCUCCCCGCGCCCCUGGCCCGAAGUCGAAGCCGGCCUCACGAUCCCAUCCCCCUACCCCGAAUCCAACCCCGAAGUCUUCACUGCGCUGCUCAAGCUCUUCAACGACAACCGCCGCGAGAUCCUGGCGAAUCGCCCGCACUACGUAUUGUACACGCUGGUGACGCACCCGGAGCACCAUCGGAAGGGCGCGGGGGGGCUGCUCGUGGAUUGGGGGUGCAGGGAGGCGGAUAAGAGGAAUGUGGAGUGCUAUCUUGAGGCGAGUCCGAUGGGGGAGCCGCUGUAUAAGCGGUUUGGGUUCGAGAGGGUCAAGGUGGUGGAGUUGGAUUUGGGGGCGUAUGAGGAGGGGGGCGAGGUUUUUGAGUUUAUUCUCAUGCGUAGGCCGGCGAAGUGGGAGCGUGAACGAGACGGGAAGGAGGCGUGAAAUCAAUCGACUUAACGCCGAUCCGCCAGUGCUAACUUCAAGAUUCGUUCUUUUCGACGAGAGACCACUUUAUCAGACCUAAAUCCUUAGGAAUGCUUUCUAUAACAAGCACACACAGAAAGAGAGGCAGAGAGAAAGAGAGAGAGAGAGGAACGUCUGGCGCAAUCAUAGAAGAGGAUAAUCAUACAUUUUAUGUACUUGUAAACUAUCCGCG